UGCGCUUUCGCCAGAAAAUGCGGAAGUGAAAAAAUGUCAUUUGAUGCCAUUUCGGAGGACAGGAGUGGGCGAGAAUAAUUGAUCGUUUACAAUAUAAUACAAUUAUGGGAAAUUAAAUAGUUUAGCGGAAUAUAUCGCUCAAUCAAAACAUAACGGCAGCCGAGUUGAGAUGGAGAGCCGUCGCACAGUAACACGAAGGUCGAGAAAUCAACGCAUCCGACUCAUCAAAUGACAUCGCCACACGCUCGUUUGCCAACCUGUAGCCUAGGUGUGGUGGGCUCGAGGGCGGUCAGUGUUUGGUGUCAACAAACGAACACUUCCACAUCAUCGCGCUCGGAUUCUUCCACGGAGGCAGAGGGACUGACCGUGGGACGGACAUAGUCGCCCCCAUGCCCCGCUUCCCGGGGAGGACUGCGGACGUGGCCGCUAACCUGACUUCCCCCGUGCUUGGUCGGCCACUGUGCGCUAACGGGACGCCCUGGAUCCUCUACCUGUUCGAGGAAUGCGUGGAGAAUGUGUGGGAAUACUGGAGCGUAGUCAUCGGGCUGAUUUCAAUGUUCUGUUUCUUGCUGUCUACUCUGCCGCAAGUCUAUGAGGCUUAUCGCAAUGGUAAAGUGGAGGAGGCCAUGUCGUUUGGCUUUCUGCUCUUCCUCUUCAGUGGGGACCUCAGCAGUCUAAUAGGCUGCGUCCUGACCAGCCAGCUGCCCAUCCAGAUUGUGACAGUAGUGUUCUACAUCUUCACUGAUCUCCUGCUCAUCUCCCAGUUCCUCUACUACAAGAUAAAGAACAACUCAUCUAAAAAGCGCCCCACGUUGAAGUGGUUGUGUUUCCUGUGGUGUGGGGCUUCCACUGUGGCCCUCCUGAUCCUCCCCAAGUUCAUCACUGACAACAACCCCUCUGCCAACACUCAGAGUGCCUCUAACAGUGUGGAGAUCUCUGGUUAUGCCUGUGGAUACCUGGCCUCCAUAUUCUACCUCUCCUCUCGUUUUCCACAGCUCUACAAAAAUGUGAGUGACAAUAUAUGGGUGAUUUAUGGAGGGGAGGUGGGGUAAGAUUUAACAGGAUGGCAG
Oncorhynchus tshawytscha (Chinook salmon) is the source of this 1070-nucleotide messenger RNA. RefSeq names its product lysosomal amino acid transporter 1 homolog. Lineage: Eukaryota; Metazoa; Chordata; Actinopteri; Salmoniformes; Salmonidae. The coding region runs from base 390 to 1052 and encodes 220 amino acids. The transcript is spliced from 6 exons. The record is from RefSeq and is a predicted model, not a curated record.